UUGUUGUUGUUGUUUUUUGUUUAUUAUUAUCGCGUCGUUCGUUGCGCGCUGGCGUUUAGUUUUUUAAAUAGCGCACUUCCUUGUGCGACUCCGCAGUAACCCAAACGUCGUAGAUUCCUUGCCCAGCCCUCAAAGAACCCGUUAUUUCCUUACAUAACUGAAGAAUAAUUUUGAAUUUAAUUUACCAACGGAACGGAAGGCAAUUAACCGAGACACGCAAGUGCAUGCACACUAUUAUGCAAAGUGCAGAAUUGCAGCUGGCCUAAGAGAAAAAAGAAAAAAAAAAGAAAAAUAGAAACAAAUGCAAAAAGUGCCUGGGCAAAACGAGAAAAAUCAGCUGUGAUCUUUGUGUUGGGUUCACCAUAGAGUGGGUGGCAAAGUGGGCGGGAUGGGGGGUGGUGGGUUGCUGGACAUCUACUCCAUGGCCUGGGAGCAUCUGAGACCCGGAAGUUCGCCCGUCGAUUGGUGCGAAGGCAAUUACUUGAUUUCAUCCAAUAUCGCAGAGUUCGUGAACACGUUUAGCAAUAUUUUGUUUAUCCUCCUCCCGCCCGUGCUGAUAAUGCUCUUUAAGGAAUAUGGACGCUUUGUAACGCCCGGAAUUCAUGUGAUUUGGGUGCUGCUCAUCGUGGUUGGCCUAAGUUCGAUGUAUUUCCAUGCCACCCUGAGCUUAAUUGGCCAACUCCUCGAUGAACUGGCCAUUCUGUGGGUCUUCAUGGCUGCAUUUUCUUUAUUCUACCCGAAGCGCUAUUAUCCCAAGUUCGUGAAAAACGAUCGCAAAACCUUCAGUUGGCUCAUGUUAAUGUCGGCGAUCGCCGCAACGGGCUUGUCAUGGUGGAAGCCGAUUGUUAAUGCCUUUGUUCUCAUGUUCAUGAGUAUUCCGACCAUGGUAAUGCUCUACACGGAACUACAGAGAGUUAGUGACCAGAGGGUUUAUCGCCUGGGAAUUCGAUCGACAACCGUCUGGGCUGUGGCCGUUUUCUGCUGGAUCAAUGACCGGGUCUUCUGCGAAGCCUGGUCGGCGAUCAAUUUUCCGUACCUGCACGGCUUCUGGCACAUAUUCAUUUUCAUAGCCGCCUACACGGUGCUGGUGCUGUUCGCCUACUUCUACGUGGAAUCGGAACUGCCCCAGCGACAGCCGCUGCUCAAGUACUGGCCAAAGAACGAGUUCGAAUUCGGGAUACCCUUCAUAUCGAUCAGGAACCCAGAUUCGAAAGAUUGGCUCGUCUACUGCAGCCUGUACAUGCAGGACUAUGACUACAAGCACGGAAAGAACUAAAGCAAGAUUUCGAGCGAAAUCGAAAGAUAGACAAACACAGCGUGAUAUAUAAGGAAUACCUAAAUUAAAUAUACAAUACACUAGCCGUUAAAAAUGUAGCUUGUCUGCGGAGAUGGCAGAAACCAAAUUAAGUAUAGCUGCCAUAUAUAGAGCGUUACGUUAGGAAAUAUGAUUUACCUAGUUUAUAAUAAAUGUUACAUUCAAGCUCCUCUGUUUUGUCACAAUAAAGAAUAUUAUUUGA
This is a messenger RNA of Drosophila takahashii, 1517 nucleotides long. RefSeq names its product alkaline ceramidase (gene bwa). Gene Ontology annotation, cellular component: membrane. Gene Ontology annotation, molecular function: hydrolase activity, acting on carbon-nitrogen (but not peptide) bonds, in linear amides. NCBI's taxonomy places the organism in Eukaryota, Metazoa, Arthropoda, Insecta, Diptera, Drosophilidae. The record is from RefSeq and is a predicted model, not a curated record. Gene Ontology annotation, biological process: ceramide catabolic process.